AUGUACCGAGGCGGCGGAGGUCGCUAUCGAGGAGGUCGUGGCGGUGCACGAGGCAGUAAAAGCACCACCACCACCACAACCACAACCACCCAAAAGGGCCUCUUCGCCGAAGGCAUCUGGCAAUGCAAUUGCACCCCUCGUCUCCCAGCCGAACACUUCAAAGUUAAGAAGGAAGGCAAGAACCAAGGCCGUUGGUUCUACACCUGUCAGAAUUCCGAGCCGAAACGCUGUGGGUUCUUCUUGUGGGAUGAGGACGCUAAGCCGAGAGAGGAAGCGGCUGUGUUGAGUGGGAGGAGGACUGAGCCGGGUGCGAGUACGGGAGGGGGAGGAAGGAUGAGUCUAGGAGGAAGUUGUGAGGUGCAGGAAGGGUGGGAUGCGGGGAGGGCUGCUAGAGCGGCGAGGACGGAUGCUAUGGGUGGUAGAGGUGUCGGUGGUGGGAGUGGAAGGGGUCUGUUUGCGCAGCAGGGUAUUGGGAGAGGGAGUGCGAGAAGGGUUGAGGACGAGGAAACGCAGAGUCCAUCACCAAGACGUAUCUCGCCUCCACCACCGUAUACUGCUAUGCCUUCCAGCAGUAAUACCAAGCGCAAAGCCCCGCAAGCUGGGAUUGAUGAGGAGGACGACGACGAGUUCUUCCCAUGGCCACUCACUGGACAGGAGGAGCGAGCUCUGGCCCAGGCUGCAGAUCACACUACUGCUCCGCAGACACCGCAUAAAGCUGUGAAGACUGGUGUAUAUGCUACGCCUGCCACGAGCGUUGGACGCAAACUACCGUGGUUGGAGCAACAGCAAACACCGAGGACACCGAGCACGACCCCGAAUACUGCAGGCUAUUUCGACACACCUACCAAAAGCACAAGCACGCUCGCAGCUCCCAGUGUAGUCCAGAACACAACGCCACUCCACCAGAACCCCAUCAUACUCCCAGCCGCCAAGACCCCCUCCCCACCAGCCCGCCACAAAGACGCCCUUCUCAACCCCGCAGACUCCGAAAGCAUCUCAAAAGGCCGGGACAUCGCUCGCCUAGCGGUCAAAGCCAAGGAAGCUAAAAUCGCCGAACUCGAGGCCAAGAUCGUCGGGUUGGAGAAUGCGAAGAUUGCGGAGUUGAGGACUAGGAUCGCGAGUUUGGAGGCGGAGAGGGAGGUGCAGAGGGUUGUGGUUGGGGAGUUGAGGUGGCGGGUGGCAAAUCCUAAUAGUGGAGGGGAGAUGGAUAGUCAGGAGACUAUUAUUUGA
Molecule: messenger RNA, 1230 nt
Organism: Recurvomyces mirabilis
Lineage: Eukaryota; Fungi; Ascomycota; Dothideomycetes; Mycosphaerellales; Teratosphaeriaceae
Exons: 2
Coding region: 1-1230 (409 amino acids)
Molecular function (GO): zinc ion binding
Source: RefSeq, a predicted model, not a curated record